Messenger RNA from Symsagittifera roscoffensis, 1116 nucleotides. RefSeq lists its product as uncharacterized. Gene Ontology annotation, biological process: proteolysis. Gene Ontology annotation, molecular function: aspartic-type endopeptidase activity. Lineage: Eukaryota; Metazoa; Xenacoelomorpha; Acoela; Convolutidae. The transcript has a single exon. The coding region runs from base 1 to 1116 and encodes 371 amino acids. The record is from RefSeq and is a predicted model, not a curated record.
AUGUCUAUUUCCAAUAGAAGACAAGAAGCCAAAUCAAAGCGAUUAUGCUUCAAUUGCCUGUCCCUUGGACACCAAAAUCAUGAGUGCAAGUCGAAGUCAACGUGCCAAACCUGUCGAAAGGGUCAUGAAUUGUUACUUCACAUCCAUACAGACCCGAACAAGCAACCGGGACCUGAAAACAAGUUUGCGGGUCACGGGGGUACUACCGGUGCCACUACCAUACUGGGAACUGUACUAAUUGAGGUGAAAACUGCAAAUGGCGGUUAUCACAAUUGUCGAGCCUUACUGGACAGCGGAUCUGAAUACAGUUUCGUUACAACCAGCUGUGCUAACCGACUCAAGCUACCAAUCAAGAAAUUGACUCUUCAACUAACUAGAGUUGGCGGAGGAGCAAAAACUGUGAAGUCUGGUUCUGUCAAUCUGGAAACAAAGGAUUCUCAGAAUCAAUCUCUACAUAUUGAAGCCUUCACUCUUCAAAAACUUUCUGGCUACCUGCCCAGAGAACGGGUGAAUAUACCGAACAGUUUGGAUAUCACACGUCUUAAGCUCUCGGACCCAGACUUUGAUAAACCAAAGGAAAUCGAUAUAAUCCUAGGCUGUGAUGUGUACAACGACAUUGUUGGCUGCGGAAAGAUUAAGCUUACAGACAAGCUUUAUGCACGUGACACUCUAUUUGGUUGGAUGAUUAGCGGCAGAACAACUGGUCUUCCAACAACCUUCUUCAAGUCAUUUCAUGUGUCUAUUGACGAUAUUCUAAGGAAAUUUUGGGAAUUAGAAGAAAUUCCUGAUUUCAAAAAGACAACAACAGAAGAAGAUCGAUGUGAAUCUCACUUUAAGGAAACAACCAUACUACAAAAUGGACGAUUAACCGUGCAGCUGCCUUUCAAGCCCAAUAGUCAACUUGGCGACAGUUUAGCACAAGCAAAACGCAGAUUCAAUUAUCUCGAGCGACGACUGGAACAGAAUCCAGAACUAAAAGAUCGCUAUACCGCAUUUAUAGACGAAUUUCUCGAUAUGGGGCAUAUGGAGUACAUAACGCCUGGAGAAAUCGAAAAGCCAGUUGAUAGCAUCACUGCGUUUUCAAGGAAGAUUCUACUACCACAAAGCUACGUGUAG